GCUGCAAGUUUUUCUGAUUUCGGAGGAGAUUUCUUAGUGGGUCUUAACCGACGGCGGCGGUGCUUUGCUGAAAGUCGAAAUGCCUGUUAAAAGAUCACUGAAAUUGGAUGGUAUGACAAAAGAAAAUUCAUUCGAACCUUCAAAAGUCACAAGAAAGAGAAGUAUUACAACUUAUUCUCCAACAACCGGAACUUGCCAAAUGAGCCCAUUUGCUUCUCCCAUAAGCUCUAGAGAACAAGAGUACAAAAAUGUGCCAUCAAAUGGAAAAAGAAAAAAAUUGAAUCAUCUCAGUUUUCCUGAAAGAAAAGAACCUACAACAAAAGACAAUGAUGAAUUCUUGGUAUUAUUAUCUAAAGUAGAGAAAUCAUCAGAAGAAGUAAUGGAAAUAAUGCAAAAUUUAAGCAGUAUGCAGGCUUUGGAGGGCAGUAGAGAGCUUGAAAAUCUCAUUGGUUUCUUCCAUGCACCACGAUUCUUAAAAAGAGAAAUGCAGAAAACAAAAGAACUAAUGAGAAAAGUAAUCAAAGAAAAACUUUUUGAAAAGAGUCCAGAACUUCCUAACAAAGAAUUAUGUCAUCUUGACAGCUAUGAAUUUCUCAAAGCCAUCUUAAACUAAGGCGUUUAGAAGAAAUGCAUUCACUAUGAACACCAACUUCUGCAUCUGCCUGAUCAUAUUUAAGGGAACAGAAGAAAUGUUUGUAAUUAAUCUGCCCAGUAAAUACCAGUUCAUAGCACUAGGCCAGGUGCUUGACUAGAUAAAAUUUCUUGCAGCUAAUUUAAACUUUCUGCACACACCAGUAGAUAAUCUCAAUGUAAAUAAUACAUUUCUUCUUGACCCUUUAAGCAAGCAUGUGGAAGAGAAUCUUGACUUGAAUAUUCUGCUGUAUCCUGAAUACUUCUGUAUACUUGUAGGAUCUACAGAUACUUAUUAAUAAAACAUUUAUGAAAAUGGCACCUCUGGUAGAGGUAUAUUUUAAAACUCAGACUAAAUUUCAUGGUGAGUUUAAUUAGGUACCAGUUUUCCCACUUAAAGUCUCAGAUAUGUUGGUCUUAACAAAAAAGAGCUACUGUUUCAGAGAUGAGUUUUUAUAUCGCUUUAUUCCCAUGUUCAUAUAGAAAAAUACUUUGUUUUAAAAAUUUCACACGUUUAUAAAACAUUGGAGUCCAUUUUUCAGUACCUUUAAACGUGAUGUUGUUUUUAAAUUGAGCUAAGCAGACUACUGUAUUUAAAGAAAAGGCCUUUCAUUUUGGUCAGUUUGUGAUCCCCUCCAAUUAUUUUGAAGCAUUAGUUGCUAUUUUUCUAUGGUGUUUAUAUCAGCAUGUAUUCUAUCACAAAACAAAGGUGAAAGGGAAUCACAAAAUGUUUUAUAAUUUGAUAACAUAUUAUUUAAACAUUUCUACUUUAUAUUUUACCAUUUCCACAGGUAGGUAAAUGCUGUCCCAUACUUAGGUAUUUGCCUUAAGUCUUGACAAAAUUAGACACCGUGUCAUCUAAUCCUGUGUAUCAUGAAAAUAAAAAUAUUGUGUAAAAAUCUAAACAAAAUUUAACAAAUUAAAAUUGAAGAUAACUAAUAACCCAUUAGAAAAAUGUCAGUUACCUCUUAAGACAGAAAUGAAUUACUGAUAAAAGAUUAUUUUAAAAAAAGACUAUUUAAAUGCUUCAAAAUUUAAAUGACAGGUACUAAACAACAACCAAAUUAUCAAGCCUAGUUGACUUUACUAAUGAUUUAUUAGUACUAUUUAAGAUUUUUAAGAUAAUCUAUCUGUUAAAUAUUAAGAACAGUGGAUAGUCCUUACAAAAAGUAUAAUUCCUUGGUGUCCUAUCAUUGAAUACUGAGCUUAGGAUAUGACAAAACAUAUAAAGAAAACUAUGUUAGUAGGAAAACAAAGGGUUAACAAGUAGAUUGGUUUCACAUGUAAUCCAAGUUAUGUAGGUAUGUGUUUAAUGCUAUUAAAUCGGUUAGUGUAUGUUUGACCUUUUGGUAUACUAAGCUUUUGCCUUUCAGAACAGCUGGGUCGGCUAAGAAUCAUUUCCCAGUUCUCUUCAUUGUAGAUCAGAUGACUCUCGCUUUAUCACCCCUGGAGGCCAUAUGAAGGACAAAGCAGGAAGAUCCACACACAAAACUAAUGUUUAUAUGGGGGGGAGGGGGAGGCCCAGAAGGAGGGGCUGGUAAGAUACACUUGGCCCUGAUCUUCCAAUGAACAUAACAGAAGAGAGACCAAUUGAGACUUAAAACCUUUGUGUUACUCCAACCAUUAUUCAGUUACAUCCUAUCCAUCUCUACUACUCUUUCUAUUGAACAGAGAAGCUUCUUUGGCUGCCCUGACUUUUGUAAAUGUUUCACUCACUUAGUUGUGGUUUAUCAUUUGGACAGAAUGCUACAUCGGGGAUUUUUCUCCCCUCCUUAAGGCCUCAAAGGAAAAUGACUUCUGUAUGCUUCUUAUUUGAUACAUUUGAUACACCCCUAUUCUCUUCAUUUUAAGAAACAAACGUACGUUUAUUGGCAGUAGAGAAAACUGCAUUUCUCAGAAACAUACUUCCCUCUAAAAUAAAAAUGUUAGAAGUUAGUUGAUAGGUAUAUUAGUGAAGAAAAUGAAGUCUUUAAUAGUGUUGCACAACCUAUCUUUAUGUUAAGACAUUCCUAGAAUCCUGAGUUUGAGAGAAGUGGUCUGAAAUUGCCUAUUUCUGUGACUCUAACUCAUCAUUGGACAUCUUGAGUAUUUUGAAACCUAAUUCCUCAAAGUUCCAACUGGAUUUACAAGUUUACAUAAAAGCUAUGACUUAAUUCAAUGCAGUUAGAAUAAGUCGUGUGGAAAAUGUUUUGUUUGCAGAAUUUGCCUUUAAGACCUUGAAUGUGGGUGCAUUUUAUUGUACUAAUGUCUAUAAAAUGUUUGUUUUCAAGUAAUGCUUCUCCAUUCCAUUUAUUUAGCAGUUAAAACUUCCUCAUCAUCAACUUAAAAUAACAAACUAUGUUAAAACACAA
This is a messenger RNA of Condylura cristata (star-nosed mole), 2981 nucleotides long. RefSeq names its product integrin beta 3 binding protein (beta3-endonexin) (gene ITGB3BP). NCBI's taxonomy places the organism in Eukaryota, Metazoa, Chordata, Mammalia, Eulipotyphla, Talpidae. The record is from RefSeq and is a predicted model, not a curated record. Gene Ontology annotation, cellular component: nucleoplasm. Gene Ontology annotation, biological process: CENP-A containing chromatin assembly; regulation of DNA-templated transcription. Bases 80 to 613 code for a protein of 177 amino acids. The transcript is spliced from 9 exons.